Physeter macrocephalus (sperm whale) is the source of this 682-nucleotide messenger RNA. It is a transcript of the gene GSTP1, whose product is annotated as glutathione S-transferase pi 1. Gene Ontology annotation, cellular component: cytosol. The coding region runs from base 1 to 627 and encodes 208 amino acids. Gene Ontology annotation, biological process: glutathione metabolic process. Gene Ontology annotation, molecular function: glutathione transferase activity. NCBI's taxonomy places the organism in Eukaryota, Metazoa, Chordata, Mammalia, Artiodactyla, Physeteridae. The record is from RefSeq and is a predicted model, not a curated record. The transcript has 6 exons.
AUGUCCUGGGGCCUGAGAAGGGGCAGGCCAGGGCGCUGCGAGGCCAUGCGCAUGCUGCUGGCCGACCAGGGCCAGAGCUGGAAGGAGGAGGUGGUGACCAAGGAGUCCUGGCUGCGCGGCCCACUCAAGGCCUCCUGUCUGUACGGGCAGCUCCCCAAGUUCCAGGACGGAGACCUCAUCCUGUACCAGUCCAACGCCAUCCUGCGACACCUGGGCCGCUCCUUUGGGCUCUACGGCAAAGACCAGAGAGAGGCAGCGCUGGUGGACGUGGUGAACGACGGCGUGGAGGACCUCCGCAGGCACUGCAGCCACAUCAUCCACCAUGGCCAUGAGGAGGACAAGGCCCAGUAUGUUCAGGAGCUGCCGGGGCACCUAAAGCCCUUUGAGACCCUGCUGUCCCAGAACCAAGGGGGCCAGGCCUUCAUUGUGGGCGACCAGAUCUCCUUCGCAGACUACAACCUGCUGGACCUGCUGCUGAGUCAUCAGGUCCUGGUCCCCGGCUGCCUGGACUCCUUCCCCCUGCUCUCGGCCUACGUGGCCCGCCUCAGUGCCCAGCCCAAGCUCAAGGCCUUCCUGGCCUCCCCGGAGCACGUGAACCGCCCCGUCUUUGGAAGCCGCAAGAUAUGAGCCCACUCGGCCUCCCCUGGCAGACGGGCUGCCCUUGGGACCAAUAAACACGGUG